Messenger RNA from Saitoella complicata NRRL Y-17804, 1282 nucleotides. RefSeq names its product glycoside hydrolase. The transcript is spliced from 3 exons. Gene Ontology annotation, cellular component: extracellular region. NCBI's taxonomy places the organism in Eukaryota, Fungi, Ascomycota, Saitoellomycetes, Saitoellales, Saitoellaceae. Gene Ontology annotation, molecular function: chitinase activity. The record is from RefSeq and is a predicted model, not a curated record. Bases 185 to 1282 code for a protein of 365 amino acids. Gene Ontology annotation, biological process: carbohydrate metabolic process.
ACCGUUUGCCCUCCAGACGACGACGGACGGCGAUUUAUACGAGAGCGCGACACCCUAGGAUCUUUGAUCCGGUUACAUUCAUUUGAAGCGGACCAUCUAUACACUCUUUUAUCGACGAUACUUUACUUAUCUCGAUAUUCUACGCUCUUUUACGAUCAAUACGCUCGUUUUACCUGAUUGCGCGAUGCUCAUCCACAUUCUCUUCGCACUCCUCGCCAUCCUCGGCAGUGCCAUCGCCUUUGACCAAUCCGCCAACACCAAUCUCGCCGUCUACUGGGGUCAAAACUCCGCCGGUGGGUCCAGCACUCAAUCCUCUCUCGCGACAUACUGCCAAGACUCUAUUGUCGACGUUAUCCCCCUUGCGUUCCUUACGACCUUCAACAUCGGUGGUGAUCCUACCCUCAACUUCGCUUCGGCAUGCGAAGGGACGUAUUUUGAUGAUUCUACCACUCUUCUCAAUUGCGGUCAGAUCGCGGAGGAUAUCCAAACAUGUCAAAACAGCGGCAAGAAGAUUCUCUUGUCUCUCGGUGGUGCAUCCGGUUCGUACGGUUUCACCUCGGAUUCUCAAGCUGAGGAGUUCGCUGUCGAGAUGUGGGGUAUGUUUGGUGGUAACACUUCAUCUGGCUUGGAUCGUCCUUUUGGAGACUCUAUCAUUGAUGGGUUUGACCUUGAUAUCGAAGGUGGAUCGAUAACUGGUUAUUCCGCUUUCGUUACGAAGAUGCGUGAGCUCUACGCUACGGAUACCUCCAAGGACUACUAUAUCUCUGGUGCUCCGCAAUGUCCUAUGCCGGAUGCGUACCUCAACGCUGCCUUGACGACGUCCUACUUUGACAUGAUCUUCGUGCAGUUCUACAACAACUAUUGCGGUGUCAACUACUAUUCCACUUCCAACUUCAACUUCGGCGACUGGGACACUUUCGCAAAAGAAUCCUCCUACAACACCGACGCAAAGGUUUACCUCGGAGUCCCCGCCGCCUCCUCUGCCGCUUCCUACGGUUAUGUGGACGCUGACACCCUCGGCACCAUCAUCCAGGAGUUGCAGAGUGCGUAUUCGAGCUUCGGUGGUGUUAUGAUGUGGGAUAUGUCCCAGGCGUACGCGAAUGAGGAUUCGAGUGCACUUCUGCCUCCACCUCCACCUCCACUACCCCCACCGCUGGAAUCACCACUACCACCACCACCCCUGCUGCCAGGUUCGGCGCUGGUACCACAUCCUCCUCCUCUGCCACGACAACUCCCUCCUCAACCUCCACCGCGUCUUACACAACCGCAAGCUCAACCGUAA